CUUGACUCCUACCUUCACGAAUUCCUGCGAAUUAAAUCCACGCUAUGUCUGACGCCGAACAACCAGCGCACACGCAAGACGUUGAGCCUAAAGCCGAGGAGGCCAACGCGCCCAUUAACAUCAAGGUGACCACACAGACGGGCGAGGAAGUUUUCUUCAAGAUCAAGCGGAACACGAAGCUCAGCAAGCUCCAAGGAGCGUAUGCUGCGAAAGUUGGAAAGGAUGUGAAUAGUAUCCGAUUUCUGUAUGAUGGUACAAGAAUAAAUGACGACGAUACACCCGCGUCGCUGGAUAUGGAAGACAACGACACGAUCGAUGUAAUGGUGGAACAGGUCGGAGGCUUAGCGUGACAUCGGCAUCGUUCUCGAUCUCUCGCGUAUCUCUGUAUUAUCACUUGUCUUUUCGUGGCCGUCUUCUCGGUUUGUUCCAUGCAUAUAAUAUCAUUGUAGCCCUUUGACCGUUUCA
Messenger RNA from Postia placenta MAD-698-R-SB12, 465 nucleotides. RefSeq lists its product as hypothetical. Gene Ontology annotation, biological process: protein sumoylation. Bases 45 to 350 code for a protein of 101 amino acids. Gene Ontology annotation, cellular component: nucleus; septin ring. Gene Ontology annotation, molecular function: ubiquitin-like protein ligase binding; protein tag activity. The transcript has 5 exons. NCBI's taxonomy places the organism in Eukaryota, Fungi, Basidiomycota, Agaricomycetes, Polyporales, Adustoporiaceae. The record is from RefSeq and is a predicted model, not a curated record.